UAGAAGAGUUCUUUAUGUGUAGGCUUUUAUUUGAGGUGCUUUAGAGCUUACAAUCAUGUGAAUAAGAUGAUGAAAAUAUCAAGAAUGUCAUCGUUACUGCAUGACAAAAUUCAUUUGAUGAUCUUUAAUCAUGUUGGAUGGAUGGAAAAGAGAUGAUUGGAUAAUUGGGUCAUUGAUCAAUCUACUAAGUAGUUCGAGGAUUUCAUCUUAUGCAACCUGUUUUCUUUUCAUAUUUGUCAGAUUCUUUGUCAUGCAUUAUCUCAUCAUCUUCAAAACCAUGUCUUUAUAUCUUGAGGACAUUUUUGGUAGUUCCAGAUGCAAGGUUCUUGAGAGCUCACCUGAUCCAAUCUCUUAUGCUUCUUGCUUUGGCAUCUUACAUUGGAACAUCGAAUAUCUGAACGGGAUACAACAAAGGAAGAACUCAUGGGAAGAUGGAGUUUAUGGUACAAACUGCCCAAUCCUUCCUGGACAGAACUAUACAUAUGUGAUGCAAGUAAAGGAUCAGAUUGGAAGCUACUUUUACUUCCCCACUCUUGACUUCCACAAGGCUGCUGGAGGCUUUGGUGGCAUCAGAGUACUGAGUCGUCCACUAAUCCCUGUGCCGUACCCUCCACCAGCCGGGGAUUUCACUUUACUCACCGGCGAUUGGUUCAAGACCAAUCACACUGACUUGAAAGCUAUAGUAGACAAUGGGAAUGAUCUUCCUUUCCCUGAUGGGCUGCUCAUCAAUGGCCAAGGUGCAAAUGGUUAUGCAUUCACAGUUGAUCAAGGCAAAACUUACAGGUUCAGAAUCUCUAAUGUCGGGUUGUUGACAUCAGUCAACAUAAGAUUUCAGGGACACACAAUGAAACUGGUUGAGAUUGAAGGCUCGCAUACAGUCCAAAACACUUACUCAUCUCUCGACAUUCAUCUUGGCCAGUCUUGCUCGGUUCUUGUCACAGCCGACCAACCUGCACAGGACUACUUCAUUGUGGUAUCGACCCGAUUCACAGACCCAAUCCUUACGACCACCGCCGUUCUCCACUAUAGCAACUCGAUCGAAGUCCCUGCUACACCGUUGCCAGGAGGGCCUACGGUGGAGGUUGACUGGUCUCUCAACCAAGCCAGAUCAUUUCGAUUAAAUCUGACAGCAAGUGGGCCAAGGCCUAAUCCACAAGGAUCAUACCACUAUGGACAGGUGAACAUCACCAGAACCAUUAGGCUUGCAAACUCUGCACCUAUCAUCAAUGGCAAGCAAAGAUAUGCCGUCAACAGUGUCUCCUUCAUUUCAGCUGAUACUCCUCUGAAGAUUGCCGACUUCUACAAUAUCUCUGGAGUUUUCACGCUUGGAAGUAUACCUGAUAAUCCAACCUACGCUGGUGGCUAUCUCCAGACUUCAGUCAUGGCAGCCAACUUCAGAGACUAUGUGGAAAUCAUCUUUGAGAACGACGAAGAUUUGGUGCAGUCUUGGCACAUUGAUGGGAAUUCCUUCUUUGUUGUUGGAAUGGAUGGAGGGCAAUGGACAUCAGCAAGCAGGGACUCUUACAACUUACAUGACACUGUAUCGCGUUGCACGGUGCAGGUGUAUCCGAGAUCAUGGACUGCAAUAUACAUGCCUUUGGACAAUGUAGGCAUGUGGAAUGUGAGAUCAGAGAAUUGGGUUAGGCAGUAUCUCGGUCAGCAGUUUUACCUCCGUGUGUAUUCUCCGGCCAAUUCAUGGAGAGAUGAGUACCCCAUCCCGAAGAACGCACUGCUCUGCGGCCUGGCAUCAGGCCGCCGAACUAGACCACUCUGAUGCAUUUACGGCAGAGCACACAAGUUCUGAGAGAUCAGGCAAGUGCAGCAAGCAAGCAAGCAAACAAAUCAAAGACUUGAAGUUGACUCACCAUCUCUAUUCAGCUUCUUGUUUUUUGUGUUUCAUUCAGACAAACUUUACAUCUUUCUCAGCCUAAUUUGAUUCCAAGAAUUUAUGGAA
Molecule: messenger RNA, 1954 nt
Organism: Musa acuminata AAA Group (dessert banana)
Lineage: Eukaryota; Viridiplantae; Streptophyta; Magnoliopsida; Zingiberales; Musaceae
Product: L-ascorbate oxidase homolog
Exons: 7
Coding region: 131-1774 (547 amino acids)
Molecular function (GO): oxidoreductase activity; copper ion binding
Source: RefSeq, a predicted model, not a curated record